Lottia gigantea (owl limpet) is the source of this 1080-nucleotide messenger RNA. RefSeq lists its product as hypothetical. Lineage: Eukaryota; Metazoa; Mollusca; Gastropoda; Lottiidae. The transcript has 2 exons. Bases 1 to 1080 code for a protein of 359 amino acids. The record is from RefSeq and is a predicted model, not a curated record.
AUGGAGAAGAAAUCUGGGGGAAGGCAAUCAAACACGCAAUCAUUCGUUUAUCAAGAUGCUUGUGAUGUUGUGAAGUUUUUGACUAAUAAUGCUACAGACCAUGCAUUAGUUUUGCCAGGACGGAUACCCGGUUAUAAGAGAGACGACAUCAAAUUAUUACCAUCAUUGCACACAAAAGUUAUAGUUUAUGAUCAGUAUAAGACAAUUCUUGAAAAAUCAGAUGAAAACAAAAGUGAAAGAGUACGACUUCAAGAACAACAACAUCUUUACAUAGUUCAGCAAGAAAGAUCUUUGUAUAAUGCCAUGGUAUCUGAUGCCAAAAGCACCUGUAAACAACAUGGAAUCAUGCAAUUAACUACAAAUUUACCUUGCAGUCGCAAUUUAUCUAUGCACUACAGUUUUGACUAUGCCCAACAAGUCCAUUUACCCAGUAACCCUAUGCAACCAGGACCUCUUUACUUCUUAGUGCCAAGAAAAGUUGAAAUAUUUGGUGUUUGCUGCGAGGGCAUACCGAAACAGGUGAAUUUUUUGGUUGAUGAAGGGCAUCUAAUUAGCAAAGGAUCAAAUGCAGUCAUAUCAUAUAUGGAUUUCUAUUUUGAUCAUUAUGGUAUUGGAGAAACCGUAGCUAAUUUACAUUGCAACAAUUGUUCUAGUCAAAAUAAAAAUCGAUGUAUGAUUUGGUAUUGUGCAUGGCGUGUUGCGAAAAGACUUCAUCAUUCAAUUUCAUUGAAUUUUCUUAUAGCAGGUCACACCAAAUUUGCACCUGACUGGUAUUUUGGAUUGAUGAAGAAGUCUUUUCGUAGACAUUCCGUUCCUGCGCUAAGUGUCUUACAGGAGGGAGUCAACCUAAGUUCAUCUGUUAACGUUGCUCAAGUAGUGGGUACAGAAGAUGGAACAACAAUUGUACCAGUUUAUGAUUGGCAAAAUUUUUUUGCAGAAGAUUGCCAACCACUUCCUGGAAUAAAAUCAUAUCAGCAUUUCAGAUUUGAUUGUCAGCAUCCAGGUACAGUGUUUGCUAAGUCAGCAACUGAUAGUGAGGAGAAAAUCUUUUACAUUUUGAAGAAUAAUAAGAGAGGAUAA